UUCUGUUUUUGCGAUGAAAGACUCGCGGCUUGGAAGCAUCAUGCUUUUUAUAAUCUUCUUGAUAUUUGUGGGAGCAUCAGAUGCAAAACCUCUUGAUUAUGAAGACGUUGCAAAUCUGUUGCCAACGGAACCUCAAACUACAAACGAUACAUUGACUGCUAUUGUACAGGAUCCAGUGGUGCAAGAUGCUGUGCAAAAUGCAGUUGGCAAUGGAUCCUUAGAAGGCUUAGUAGUAAAAAAAAAAGUACUUGUUAUGCCAGCCACUGAACCUAAUAAGGUAGUGUCACAACGUGAGCAAAUCCUUGUCGUUCCUAUGGUGCACUUAGAGGAUGUACGAAAAAAUAUAACAGAUACUGUAAACGCGAAAACCGAUGUAGACGGUUUAACACUUGCAAAUAUCGAUUCUUUUAUUGAAAAUGACGAAAAUGGAUAUGCAAACUCGGAAAGCAAAGAUAGUUCAUCCUAUGCAUCGCAGCGUAAUGAUUUCUACGAAACAUUAACCGAGAUAUCUAAGACUACACGGAAGCCAACGUUUCCUAUCGAUAACAUACCACAAGAGAUUCCAUACCUCGUGUCAAACCCGAGCCAGGAAAUAGCGCCUUCAGAACCACCGCCCGUGAUAUCAGUACCAAUCAUCGCAUUUCUUGAUCCCGCAAAAAUUUCUAAUGAUAAAAUUGACGUACCGAUUGUGGCGUUAUCACAAGAUGAAACUUUGAAAAACCAAAUGGAAAAUGAACGCGAUAAAAUUCAACGAAACAUUCAAAAUUAUGUUGAUACAAGCUCGUUGAGCGUGGAUCUUGAUAAUUGGCGACUCACUUCGUUUCCUUCAGAGAUGCAAGUAUCACCUUCACUGUAUGAAUCAAGCAUAAAAGAGACGAGAAACGCGAAUAAUGUUAGUCCUGAAAAUUCAUUAUCAGUUUUAAUGCCUCGUGUUGAUAUUGUAACACCACUUUUUUGGACUUCGGAUGCAGAUAUUAAUUAUUCAAAAGAUCCACAUGAUAUGGAAGUCGCCGCAGAUAUCGUUUUCAGGCCGCUCUUCAGAUAUCGACAAGAGGCGCAGCAGAGAUCUUACAGAAGAUCGACUUAUAGAAGAUACAAUUCUUACAAUUCCUAUCCGAGACGUAAUUAUCGAUACAGACCUCGAUAUUCGGAUUAUUAUUAUUAGUAUUGUAAUAGCGAAUAUUUUUAUUACUAAAAAAUUGAGAUAACGUUAAUAAAUAACGAUCUUUUAUGAUGUAGUUAACAGCGUUAAGAAUUAAAUGUGCAAUUAUUAAGUUAUUAAAUUUAUUCAUGUUUA
Messenger RNA from Pogonomyrmex barbatus (red harvester ant), 1297 nucleotides. RefSeq lists its product as uncharacterized. The record is from RefSeq and is a predicted model, not a curated record. Lineage: Eukaryota; Metazoa; Arthropoda; Insecta; Hymenoptera; Formicidae.